AUGCAUCCCCGUCUCACGCCCUUUGUAGGCCGCGCCCUCCUCCUCCCCAAGCUCUUCGUUCGCCCCUCCUCUUUCCAGUCUCGCCCCGCACCCCCCAAGCUGCCCGCCGACGAGCAAAUCGAGUUCGAGCGACUGCAGCGUGCCGCCGCCGUGUCCUCGGCAUUUCAAGCCCUCGAUGGCGCCGUGAACCCGUCCCCAUCGGCACCGGCGGACGCGAACCUGCCGAGCAAGGCUACGUCGGAAGAGCAGGUGGGCGCCGACGCCGACGCCGACGCCCUCCAAGGCCUCAUGCGCGGCGCGCCCCCCGAGUUCGAAGGCGACGUCAACCCGAAGACGGGCGAAGUGGGCGGGCCGAAGCGAGAACCUCUGCGCUGGGGAAGCCAGGGCGACUGGAGCUAUAACGGGCGCGUCACCGACUUCUAG
Molecule: messenger RNA, 423 nt
Organism: Drechmeria coniospora
Lineage: Eukaryota; Fungi; Ascomycota; Sordariomycetes; Hypocreales; Ophiocordycipitaceae
Exons: 1
Coding region: 1-423 (140 amino acids)
Biological process (GO): mitochondrial respiratory chain complex II assembly
Cellular component (GO): mitochondrion
Source: RefSeq, a predicted model, not a curated record